AUGAUAUUAAUAGUAUUGAUUAUCUUGCCUGUAUGGCUUUCACAUGUAAAUGCUUGGGCGAAUUUUUGGAAUCUUUCAGCUAUACCGUGGUACUGUGAUCGAGAUUGCUACAAAACGAUAAGUAAGAGAGAAAUUAGCAAUGCUGGAUGUCUGGAACGGAAUUCCACUACCGAACAUAUCUUCAAAAUGUUUAACAUUAAUAUUACUGCACCAAUUUGCUACAAACGUCCCAAAUUCCGACAAGACAUUUGCUUAAAAUUUGUAAAAGGGAAAUAUUUCAUUGGCACGUGCAACGUGAACGUCAUUGAUCAUCGAAUAAGUUGCAGAAAAUCAAAUGACCGUAUGUCGUGGUAUCGAGGAAUGCAAUCUGUUUCUUUUUCUGGAAAAACUUGUUUACGUUGGGAUGAAGUAAAUUCAACUUUUCAAUCAACCGAUUUUAGCAGUUAUUAUGGUCCAUCCAUAAAAUAUGCUUCAACUACAUUAUCAACUGAAAUGCAUUCAUUGGAAAAUUAUUGCCGUAAUCCGGAUGAUUGGUAUAUGGGACCAUGGUGCUUUAUAAUGGAUGAAUCUCGGAUUCGACGUGAGGCAUGUUUCAAGCAGUGUGAAGCAUAUAAUCAUCCGGAAUUUUGUCUUGCAAAAAUGUUUUUUCCAUAUAUGUUGCAUUCAUCAUCAUUAUUUAAUGGUGCGCCGAAAGUUGAAACAAAUAGUGAAUCUAUUAAAGAUUUGAGUGACAUCAUCGACGUGUUAAGUGUCGUACGCAUCGAUCCCCAAAUUAGGCCAAUGUUCAUUCCAAUCUAUUUCACUGAUUACAUCCGAAAUUAUCCUAGUGAUAUUUCCACACGUCUACGUUGCUACCAGACAGGAUCACAGACACGAAUAGCUGGUCCUUGGACAUAUGCAGAUAUUGAUGAUCCAUUUCCGGAACGACGAUACUGGUUAUCUGAUUUGUUCGAAGAUAUCGGUGCUGAUAUCAUGGAUCGUGAGCGAACAUUUCGAGGUGAUGGUGGACCACGCUUCACACGUUGGAGACCAUGUUUUUUAGCAUGUGAAGAUAACAAUAUAGCUUGCUGGCCUGUUGCGCAAGUUGGCCCUACACGUCGACGUUUUCCAUAUUAUGGACCUCGAGAUUAUAAUAUCCAUGGCGAUCGUUGCGUGUCACCUUUUUUCGCUUAUGAAAUUCUCCUACAUAGAAAAACGAUGGCGGAAUUGACAAAAAAUGAUAAGAUAUAUUUGAAAAUAUUUCGUAAUGAAAUAUUAUACGACAAAAACAAAAAUCCAAGGAUACGAAAUGUUUUUGCUCACUCAAAAGGUCGCUUAAUGGUUAGCAACCGUUGUUUUACUCUUGGUGAUUUUCUACGUGGUAUGGAUGAUAGGGCUCGUAUUGAUAUGGCCGAACAAUAUCCGCUCUUUAAUCAUAUAUUUACAAUUGGGGCUGGUUGUUUCAUUGAGGUGGAAUAUCGAAAAAAGAUCGAAUAUCAAGCAUGCUUUAUUGAUUGUCGAUGCAAUCGAACAUUGCAUGAACCGGCUAUCUUUGAAGAAAUCCAUUGUGACUUGAAAGGAAAAUGUAGUGGAACUAAAAUUGUUGAGGAGGAUGAUGAUUAUAGUGAACAUAUGAGUAUAUUACAAAAUAUUACUGGAAUCGGUGAAAUAAAACUUUCAAGUAAUGUGAUGUUUGCUUCAUUAUUACUGUUGGCCAUUGCUUUAUCAUGUUUUGUUAUCGGCUGUGUGGGUGACCAAGGCAGAGAAGUGUCGGCCAAGAUAGUAACGCUUCGCAUCUCUCUUGGUCACACUCCUGGAAAUGGUCAUUGA
Cercopithifilaria johnstoni is the source of this 1809-nucleotide messenger RNA. The record is from the annotation of a GenBank genome assembly. Lineage: Eukaryota; Metazoa; Nematoda; Chromadorea; Rhabditida; Onchocercidae.